AUGGAGCCAUCCGCACAACAGCUCCAGCUGGCAGCAUCACCUCCCACCAAUUUGUCCAACUUCUGCCAAGGCUCUGAAAUGCCAACUAUGUCGAGGCCUGCACUUGAUGUCAAGGGUGGUACCUCACCUAUGAAGGAGGAUGCCAACCCAGAGAUGAGCUCUCUGGCCUACUCUAACCUGGCGGUGAAAGAUCGCAAAGCAGUGGCCAUCCUGCACUACCCCGGGGUAACCUCGAAUGGAACCAAGGCCAAUGGGGCUCCCGCUGGUUCCUCGGGAUCUCCAUCUCCAAUAAGCUCUCCUACUGCCGCCCCUCCCACUAAACCCCCACCCUUCAACCUGCACCCCGCCCCUCACCUGCUGGCCAGUAUGCAGCUGCAGAAACUUAAUAGCCAGUAUCAUGGGAUGGCCGCCGCCACUCCCGGCCAACCUGGGGAGGCAGGGCCCCUGCCAAACUGGGGCUUCGGGGCUCAGGCGGGAGGGGCGGGGUCACUCUCUCCUUCUGCUGGUGCCCAGAGCCCUGCCAUCAUCGACUCAGACCCGGUGGAUGAGGAGGUGCUGAUGUCACUGGUGGUGGAACUGGGACUGGACCGAGCCAAUGAGCUUCCGGAGCUGUGGCUGGGGCAGAAUGAGUUUGACUUCACUGCAGACUUUCCAUCUGGCUGCUGA
Molecule: messenger RNA, 666 nt
Organism: Mesoplodon densirostris (Blainville's beaked whale)
Lineage: Eukaryota; Metazoa; Chordata; Mammalia; Artiodactyla; Ziphiidae
Gene: CITED1
Product: Cbp/p300 interacting transactivator with Glu/Asp rich carboxy-terminal domain 1
Exons: 3
Coding region: 1-666 (221 amino acids)
Biological process (GO): melanocyte differentiation; regulation of DNA-templated transcription
Cellular component (GO): nucleus
Source: RefSeq, a predicted model, not a curated record